Messenger RNA from Paramisgurnus dabryanus, 5383 nucleotides. The record is from RefSeq and is a predicted model, not a curated record. NCBI's taxonomy places the organism in Eukaryota, Metazoa, Chordata, Actinopteri, Cypriniformes, Cobitidae.
CUGGGAAAAAACACACACUGGAAAUGUAUCAUUUAAAAGUUCUCAGAUCAGUUCAUUUAUUAAACUUUUAUUUUCAAUCUCAUUCUUAAUAAACAAACGUGUUUUAGAACGAGCAUGUUGCAUGCUCGUGCGGGGUUAGGAGUCGCCUCGGUAGCUCGUGACAGAAGCUCCGAGUUCAAAAUCCAAAUGGAAGCGAAACCCGGCGAGCCAUCCGUGAUGAGAGCGACAAGCAAGGGGAGAGAUUGAAAAUGCGGAUGUCUCUUUGGAAAGAGAAAUGAGCGGAUCGAGAGAGCUGUGCGCUGACUGGAAGGAGAGCGAGAGAGAUGGAGGCGGGGGGAAGUCUCUCAGCUCUGCGGGGACUGGAGCGCCCGUGCCCUGGACCGGCGGCGCAGUGCUGGCUAACAUUCAACCCUCCCCUUGUUCCACAACCAGUUCCACACAAGCAGCGACAGGUAAGGUCUAAUCAGCGCCUCAUCCUAUCAACCGUUUCGUAAACAAACCUUGACAAAAUUAUGGGGAAAUAAUAAAUAAUAAUAAACACUGCAUGGUGUUAAAUCGUUCGCUUAUGUUUAUUUAGUAAAGCAGCCUCGCUUAAAUUCGCGUAGAAUUAAUGCAUAGCACGGUACAUUCCGAGGUCGCCUUACCCGAAUUUCCCGUCCUGUGACUCGGGGAAAAACAUCCGCUAUCAUAAUCUUUCGUCGUUUAAAAUAUCUUAAUCUUACCCAAGUACCUGCGAACAAAUCCAUGUAAACGCAAGAAAGGUACCUCCGCCGUUGUUUGGAGCCCUUGCGGUUGUCUUUAUUUCCGAGUCGAGACUCCAUGAGGCUUGUGGAGGGAAGAACCAGCCGUCUCUGGUUCGCCAUCAGGGAGCUCGGUUAUAUAUCUCACCGUGUGGGCUUGUUUUCGCUUGCGCCUAUCUUGCCUUCUUGAAGGCAAAGUUCGCGAUCACAGUCUUCAGUUGAUCGAUCAUCUGUGUUUAAUAGACAAACCUGUCUCUGAAGUCCCUGCUGCCAUUCGCCGCCAUACGGCUGCAAACGCCUCGCUUUCACCCCGUGUUCUUCGUCAGUCAAAAGUCGGGGUAAACAACACUUUUUUUACGUGAUUUGAAACAAUGAAUGGAGAAAUGGAUUCAUCUGCUAAAGACCCUGCUGCUGUUUGGCACCAGGAUGACAUGUUGAAGCUUUUGGAUGCCAUGAAGGUAGCCCUGCCAGACAAGGAUCUUUCCAAGUACAAGACCUCUGAGUCCCAUCUGGAUUGGGAGAAAGUGGCUUUCAACCCGUACUCUGCAGAGAUGUGCAAACAGAAAUGGCAGGAGGUUUCACGUGAGAUUCGCAAAUUUCGCACCCUCUCCGAGCUGAUCGUGGAUGCACAGGACUAUGUCAAAAAUCCAUAUAAAGGAAAAAAACUGAAGAAACACCCAGACUUCCCUAAGAAGCCACUGACACCGUACUUCCGCUUCUUUAUGGAAAAGCGUGCCAAGUAUGCUAAACUACAUCCAGAGAUGAGCAACCUAGAUCUAACAAAAAUCCUAUCCAAAAAAUACAAAGAGCUCCCAGAGCGGAAAAAAGAUAAAUAUGUUAAAGAUUUUCUCAGAGAAAAGGAGUCGUUCACGCAGAACAUGACAAAGUUCAAGGAGGACCAUCCAGACCUUGUGGAGAACGUUAACAAAAAGUCUAAUGUCCCAGAGAAGCCCAGGACACCCCAGCAGCUGUGGUAUUGCCAUGAAAAGAAAGCCUUUCUCAAAGCACACCCAGAUGCGACCACCAAAGACAUCAAGGACAAUCUUGGGAAGCAGUGGCCGCAGCUCUCAGACAAGAAGAGGAUAAAGUGGAUUAAGAAAUCACUGGAACAGCUUAAACUAUACGAGGAGAAGAUGCGCGAGUUAAUCCAGCAACAUCCAGAGAUGAACCUUACAGAGGAAGACAUUGUAAAAUCCACUCUCACCAAAGCAGAGAGACAGCUCAAGGACAAGUUUGAUGGGCGACCAGACAAACCCCCAUCUAAUGGUUACUCGAUGUUCUGUGCUGAGCUGAUGUCCAAUAUGAAAGACGUUCCCAGUACAGAACGUAUGGUCAUGUGCAGCCAACGUUGGAAACUACUCAAACAAAACGAGAAAGAUGCUUACCAAAAACGCUGUGAACAGAGAAAGAAAGAAUACGAAGUUGAGAUGAAUCGCUACUUAUUGAGUAUCUCAGAAGAGGAACAGCAAAGAAUACUGUCCGAACAGAAGAUGGGAAGCUUUAAAAGGGGUGGUGGAGGCACUAGCCCCGCAUCAAAAAAGAAGAACUCAAAGGCAAAGUCCAGCCCAGAGAAGCCCAAGCCCCCUGUGUCGGCAAUGUUCAUUUUUUCAGAAGAGAAGCGCCCAAAACUUCAUCAGGAAAGGCCUGAUCUAUCUGACAUGGAGCUCACGAGACUGCUGGCCCGUAUGUGGAACGAGCUUUCUGACAAAAAGAAGGAGAAGUAUAAAAAUCUGGAGCUGACGUUAAAGGCAAACUCAGAGAAGCAGCUCAAAGAUGAUAAAGGAAAACUACCAGAAACACCCAAAACGGCUCAGGAAAUCUGGCAACAGAGUGUCAUUGGAGACUAUCUUGCCCGAUUCAAGGGUGAUCGAACAAAAGCCCAGAAAACCAUGGAGGCAACGUGGAACACCAUGGAGAAGAAAGAGAAGAUUGUCUGGAUCAAGAAGGCUGCUGAAGACCAAAAGAGAUAUGAGAGAGAGCUAAGUGAGAUGCGAUCCCCUGCUCCAGUCAUCACACCAGGAAAGAAAAUGAAAUUUGAUGGGGAACCGAAAAAACCGCCCUCAAAUGGUUAUCAGAAGUUCUCUCAGGAGAUGCUGUCCAAUGGCGAACUCAACCACCUCCCUAUGAAAGAGCGAAUGGGUGAGAUUGGGGGCCGUUGGCAGCGGCUUUCUCAGAAAGACAAAGAUCGAUACAAGAAAAUGGCAGAGGAGAAACAGAGGCAGUACAAAGUGCUGCUGGAACAGUGGCUCGCGAGUAUAUCAUCACAAGAGAGAGCUACAUAUAAAGAAUACAAUUCUCUGAAAAGAAGGAGUACAGCAAAACCAGGAGGCACCACUGCUAAAGUUAAAGCCAAAGCUCAACGAUCGAAAAAAGUUGAGGAAGAGGAGGAGGAGGACGACGAUGAUGAAGAAGAAGACAAGGAUGAAGAUGACGACGAAGAGGAGAAGGAAUCUGAUGAAGGAUCAUCGUCUGGAGAUGACAGUGACGAUGAUGACGACGAUGAUGAUGAUGAAGACGGUGACGAUAAUAACGAGGAAGAGGUGGAGGACGAAGAGGUGGAGGAUAAAGAGAAUAAAUCGGAAAGCAGCAGCAGUGCCUCCAGCUCUGACGAUUCGUCGGGUUCGGAUUCAGACUGAGCCAGAGCCGAGUCAGGCUGAGCCCACAGACUGCCAGAAAUGCUGUUGAUCUGAGCCAUGAACCCAAUGGUCUGAGCCUGCUCUUGCACUGCGCUCGUUUCACCACCAGAGGGAGCUCACCCCACUGUAACACAUCUACUACACCCUCCCGCUUCACCCACAGUCUUUACCUCUGCUUCUGUUCCAUCCGUUUCCCAGACUUCUGGGUUUUAUUUGUUCCUCACUCUCUCUGAAUUUGCUUGGCAAGGCAUUUUAGGAGAAUGAAAUGUGCACAUGGAUGUAUAUUCGAAAUUCCUCCUGCAGAUCAGAGAAAAGCGUGUAGAGCUCUGCUAUUGGCUUAUGAGGCAUUAUUAAGGUGCACCAUGUUUAUCAUUUACGUGUUUUACUAUUUCAAAGGAGGACAUAGAAAGCACCAGGCGCCAUUUUCUUUUUUUUUCAUAAAGGAGCCAAAGAAUCUUAGUUCGCAGAUUAUUUUGGGAGGUACAGCGGACCAAAUAAUUGCACUCUAAAGAAUGUUUGCUCUCUUUCUCCAUCUGUACCUCCUUUUGUUUUUGUUUUCUAUUAGCAUCGCUCCUCUGCAGGCCCCUCGUUUAUUUGCUUUGCUUCGGUUCAAAAAUGUGGUAUUUUCAGGAACAUUGAAGCCAUUUUGAUUGUCGCCGCACGGACCCCUUUGGUCUCUUCUUGUUUGUGAGACACCCUUACCCGCACCUUAGGGGGGGUGUUAAAGGUGAAAACUGACUCUUUUCAUCCUGCUAUAGGAACGUUGCCCAUAGUUGUUCUGCAAUGUGGUUGUGACGUAGUCACAGAACAGCGGAUGGAUUUGAGUUUGCUGUUCAUGUUACAUGAUAAUGACUAGUUCAUAAGUUAAUUGUUUGCAAACACAAGUUCUUUCAAAAAUAGCUUUUUUCACAGACUGGGCACUAAAUGUUUUCCCUCCUAUUUUGUUAAUGCUGAUUUUUUUAUUUUAAAGAUGAUUUCUUGUUCUUUUCAACCACUGUUUUACUUGGUGCUCAAAAAAACUGUUUCCUUUUUAAAACUUAAUUGAGAUCUGUUUUAAAUAUGAUGGAUUUGAGCUACCCCACAAUUCAGUGCACUUACGAUGCUCACAAGUCCAGUGUUGUUUUAAGAUUUUUAUUUUUACAUUUCAUCCAUCACCCCAUAGCUUCAAGGGUUUUGUACGCACCAGCUCAAGGAAUGUAAUGGAGAUGUUUUAUUUAAAGGGGAUAUCAUUAUUUGUUGUGUGUUUAUGUACAUAUGAACAGUUUUGAGUGCGACUGGUACAUUCUCUUAUUCCAAUGUCUCAACCAGACAUCGCAACUAAUUUUGAUAUGAGCUACAUUCAAUUAUUCUCAGUAUUUCUACAGAGCCCCCAAAGUGAUGCAAACAGUAAAUUAACCUUUUUCUAACUUAAUUGGGCAUUUGCAAAAAUAUAUUUUAAAAAGAAAUCAAACUAAUUAUUUUUUAUUUUGGAUGAGAGUCAUCAUUUGACAACUGGGUGCGGAUGCUGUAUCCUGUUCUAGGCAUUUCAUGUCUAGUGCCCAAUAUGAAGUUCUGUGUGAUGCAGAAUGUUGUUAUUGACUCAGUUUGGAAAAGCAAUUGAUGAUUUAGGCGAUGGGCUGGAAUAGGAGACAAAUCCGGUCGACCUUUCAAAAUGUGUUGUUUUAUUGGAUUUGAGAUCUGCAUAUAGACCUGGGCUGCGUUCAGUGCUAUUGUAAGGUAUUUGUAAAUAUGGCUUUAUUUUUUUCCCUUUGUAUUGAGUGAAUUGUUUUUUCAGUUGGCUAAACAAUUUACGGUUUAGUUAAAAUGAGUUGUUUGUCAGUUGGGGAAAGUUUUUAAUUUGGUAUGUUUUAGUUUUUACUCCUCCCCAUCUUUGUUUAUUUGUAGAAAUGGCAAAAAAGAACAUCUUAAAUUUGUACUACAGAUUUGAAAAAUUUGGACAUUUUCUAUAGCAAGAAAUGUUAUAUCUCUGCUAUUUACAAUUUGGGCAAAUAAAUCUCUUAAACCGUU